This is a messenger RNA of Castor canadensis (American beaver), 2385 nucleotides long. Lineage: Eukaryota; Metazoa; Chordata; Mammalia; Rodentia; Castoridae. The record is from RefSeq and is a predicted model, not a curated record.
AUGGAAUUUUCCUGGGCAAGCUCACAGGAACCCCAGCGCUUGCUGCUCUCCUUUCUCCUUCUCACAAUUUGGGAGGCGGGGAGCGGCCAGCUGCACUACUCGGUUCCCGAGGAGGCCAAACACGGCACCUUCGUGGGCCGCAUCGCGCAGGACCUGGGACUGGAGCUGGCGGAGCUGGUGCCGCGCCUGUUCCGGGUGGCGACCAAGGACCGCGGGGACCUUCUGGAGGUAAAUCUGCAGAAUGGCAUUUUGUUUGUGAAUUCUCGGAUCGACCGGGAGGAACUGUGCGGGCGGAGCGCGGAGUGCAGCAUCCACCUGGAGGUGAUCGUGGACAGGCCGCUGCAGGUUUUCCAUGUGGAGGUGGAGGUGAAGGACAUUAACGACCAUCCACCGGUGUUUCCGGGGACACAAAAGAAUCUGUUCAUUGCAGAAUCCAGGCCACUUGACACUCGGAUUCCACUAGAGGGCGCGUCGGAUGCAGAUAUCGGAACAAAUGCUCUGUUGACUUACAGACUGAGCCCGAAUGAGUAUUUUUCGGUGGAAAAACCAUCCAGUGAUGAACGGAUAAAGGGUCUUGGACUUGUAUUACGAAAAUCUUUAGACCGAGAAGAAACUCCGGAGAUAUUUUUAUUACUCACUGUCACGGAUGGAGGCAAACCCGAGCUGACCGGCACUGUUCAGUUACUCGUCACAGUUCUGGAUGCCAAUGACAAUGCUCCAGUUUUUGACAGAACACUGUAUACAGUGAAGUUACCAGAAAAUGUUCCAAAGGGAACGUUAUUAAUUAAUCUUAACGCCUCAGAUUUAGACGAAGGUUUGAAUGGGGACAUUAUUUAUUCAUUUUCAGCCGAUAUUUCACCAAACGUGAAACACAAGUUCCACAUAGACCCAAAUGCAGGACUGAUUAUUGUAAAUGGAUAUAUUGAUUUUGAGGAAUGCAAAUCCUAUGAAAUUCUCGUAGAGGCCACUGACAAGGGACAACUCCCACUCUCUGGCCAUUGUAGAGUUAUUGUAGAAGUAGAGGACACCAAUGAUAAUGUGCCGAAUUUGGAAUUCAAGUCUCUAUCACUUCCAAUCAGAGAAAGUGCUUCCUUGGGCACUGUUAUCGCCCUGAUCAGCGUGUGGGACCUUGAUUCUGGAACCAACGGAGAUGUGACCUGCUCCUUGACACCUAAUAUUCCUUUCAAGUUAGUGUCCACUUUCAAGAAUUACUAUUCAUUGGUGCUGGAUGGCGAGCUGGACCGAGAGACCGUAUCUGACUAUAAGGUGGUGGUGACCGCGCGGGACGGGGGCUCGCCCUCGCUGUGGGCCACGGCCAGCGUGUCCGUGGAGGUGGCCGACGUGAACGACAACGCGCCUGCGUUCGCGCAGCCCGAGUACACGGUGUUCGUGAAGGAGAACAACGCGCCGGGUUCGCACAUCUUCACGGUGUCGGCGCGGGACGUGGACGCGCAGGAGAACGCGCUGGUGUCCUACUCGCUGGUGGAGCGGCGGGUGGGCGAGCGCGCGCUGUCGAGCUACGUGUCGGUGCACGCGGAGAGCGGCAAGGUGUACGCGCUGCAGCCGCUGGACCACGAGGAGCUGGAGCUGCUGCAGUUCCAGGUGAGCGCGCGCGACGCUGGCGUGCCGCCCCUGGGCAGCAACGUGACGCUGCAGGUGUUCGUGCUGGAUGAGAACGACAAUGCGCCCGCGCUGCUGGGGCCUGCUGUGGGCGGCGCGGUGAGCGAGCUGGUGUCGCGGUCAGUGGGCGCGGGCCACGUGGUGGCGAAGGUGCGCGCGGUGGACGCGGACUCUGGCUACAACGCGUGGCUGUCUUAUGAGCUGCAGCCGGCGGCGGGUGGUGCGCGCAGCCCGUUCCGCGUGGGGCUGUACACGGGCGAGAUCAGCACGACGCGCGCCCUCGACGAGGCUGAUGCGCCGCGCCAGCGCUUGUUGGUGUUGGUGAAGGACCAUGGCGAGCCAGCGCUGAUGGCCACCGCCACCGUGCUGGUGUCUCUGGUGGACGGUGGUCAGACACCAAAGGCCUCUUCGAGGGCAUUGGUGAACGCUGCAGACCCAGAGGUAGCGCUGGUGAAUGUCAACGUGUACCUGAUCAUCGCCAUCUGCGCGGUGUCCAGUCUGCUGGUGCUCACGUUGCUGCUGUACACAGCUCUGCGUUGCUCAGUGGCGCCUUCUGGGAGCAUGUGCGGGCCUGGGAAGCCCAUGCUGGUGUGCUCCAGCGCGGUGGGGAGUUGCUGGUUACAACAGAGGCAGCAAAGGGUGUGCUCUGGAGAGGUGCCACCCAAGACUGAUCUCAUGGCCUUCAGCCCCUGUGUACCUGACUCUAGGGACAGAGAGGAUCAACUGCAGCCAACUGGGGAUUCCUUUGGAAAGGUUAGUUUAUAG